UAUUGCGGGCCGGCGCUGUAAUUUUGGAAUCUGCCCUUGUGCAUGGCGGACGAAAAAAUUCCUCACCAGGACCAGCGGCUCAACCUCCCCCCCAGUGCGAGGGCUGUUAAGCGGACAGCCCCGCACGGUCCGUACUGUCGUGUAAUUGUCGAGUCGUUACGUUAUUUGCUCUGAAAAAAAAAAUGUAACGUAGCGUGUCGAGACGGCGAGGGGGGGGAAAACACAAGACUUGAGGGGAAAUUUCUCACAUUUUUGAAUUUCCUCAUAACUAAUUCACAUUUUUUUCCCUCCCCCGGAGGAGGAAGCCGUUGUUGCAGUAAAUCCUGGCCGGGGAAAGGAGGCUUUUUCGUCAGGAGUGUUUUCGCAUGAGCUACGACGCUUUUGGAGAAGUUCAGGGUCAGAGAAGGCGGAGUCAUGAGUGCACAACAGUCACCCAAUCCAGGCACGGAGCUGGUGAGCGGUGGGAGCAACGGUCCCCCUUCCACUUCUGCAGUAGUCAGCCAGGAUGCCGUUGUCAGCCAGGACGCCAGCUCGUCUCCUGUCAUGAUCAAGAAGGAACCAGGCACCACGGAGACGAGCAAUGGCACAUUUGGUGACAAUCCGGCGGAGAUCUGCGUCGUCAUCGGAGGAAACGACGGCAAAGCGAGCGGAGGCGGAUCUCGCAGAGGCCAGACCGAGGGUAUGUUCGCCCUUGGUACUCCUCCUCCAACCAAGAGCACAGACUCAUGCAUAGGUUCCUAUGUAUGUGGAGUUUGUGGGAAGAAGUACAAGUAUUACAACUGCUUUCAGACGCAUGUCAGGGCACACAGAGAGUCUGAGAGCAUGGUUGCGGAUCUACAACCAACGCCCAACAGUGGCUUCCGUUACUCCUGUGACAUCUGCGGCAAGAAGUAUAAAUAUUACAGCUGCUUCCAGGAACACCGUGACCUGCACGCAGUGGAUGAUCCAUAUGAGCAGGUCAUGAUACCCAUUGACAGCCUAAAAGAAGAGGAACCGAUAGAAUCGUAUCAUAAAAUUGGACCAAAAACGGGCAGCUUUGUUUGCGAGUUCUGCGGGAAGCAAUACAAAUAUUUCAACCCAUACCAGGAGCACGUUGCCCUUCACACACCCAUGAGCUCCUUUGAUUUGAAAGCGUCUCGGGUGCAGGAGUGUGGGAGCUUGGACAUGAGCAAAUUUGGCCACAGCCAAACUGAUAAGAUGAAAAGCAGUCAGUUUAGACGGAAACUGGAGAAUGCAUUACAGUCUAGUCUGAUUGACACAAACAGUUCACAGAAUUCAAGUGGCACUCCGAGCCCUCUUGUGGCCACUUCCUUCCCUACACCUCAGAAACCCUACACUUGUGGUGCCUGUGGCAUCCAGUUCCAGUUCUACAACAACCUGCUGGAGCACAUGCAGUCCCACGCUGCUGACAACGAGAACCAUACCAAAGGGGACUCUCCAAAAGCCUCCUCAGCAUCGGGUCCUCAGGAGCCGCUGUGGAGAGUGUCUCCUGCUCAGGCCCCCCACCCCUCAGUCAAACUACAGAUACAACCUCAAAGUCUCGCCCAGAGGAACCACAAUAUCAUCCAGAAUAAUGGGCUGCCUGAGAAGGAGCGGCUACAGGUGGCUGAGCGUCUCUUACGGGUAAUGUGUUCUGAUCUGAACAUGCUCAACGUGCUCAACAGCAAGGACUUUCUCAAGCUGGCGCAAACGCUUGUGGACACGGGGGCGCGUCACGGGGCCUACUCCACCCGCGACGCGCUCGGCAACAUGAGUGCCUUGGCGCUGCGUCAGCUACCCCGCAUGUACAACCAGGUCAAGGUCAAGGUGACGUGCGCCCUCGGCUCCAACACGUCUCUGGGCAUCGCUGUCACAUGCCACUCCCAGACGUCAGGCCCGGACGCUUGCUACGUUCUGACGGCGUACCAGGUGGAGGGCUCGAGACUGAAACGUUAUGUGCUUGGUGUGCGGGAGGCGGAGCUGAGGGAGGGGCCGGAGCAGAUUCACCACUGGGUCCAGAAUGUGCUGUCUGAGUUUGUGAUGUCAGACAUUCGCACUGUGUACCUGGCAGAACCUCGGGUGUCGGCAGCCGGAUUUGGGGCAUCCCCGCUCAGUGGCAGGGGCAGGAUAUGCUUGCGCUGCGCAGGGUGUUCACUCGGCGCUGUGGUCCAGGCCGUCCUGGGUAAGCGUAGCUUGCAGGCUCGAGGCCUUCACGAGCUGGCCGAACUCCUCGCCAUGUGCAAAGACAUCUCCGCCUCCACCACACUGGCACUGAGGGAGGAGCAGUACACCAACACUUCCCUAAGCACGACCGAAGAAGGAGCGCAGGUCAGCGCUGCACAGUGCCCCACCCCUCCCUGCUGGGACCGCACGGCUGAGGCCCUUCUGCAGGUGCACACUCACUUUGAGCGCAUCUGUGAGACAUAUGGACGCAGCAAGUCCACAGCGCCGCUGCUCCAGGGCCUCAACAAGCAUUUGCUAGGCACGUUGACUUGUCUGCUGGCCCCUCUUCGCCUGGCAGCAUUGGAGCUGAGCAGCCAGAGGAGGCCCACCCUGCAGCAGGUGCUUCCCGUCUACCUGCGCCUGGAGAAGUUCUUCACUUCCAAAGCCGGAGAGGCGGGAACCGGCAUGGCCAGCAAACUCUGCCACUACUUCCUAGAAGCACUCAAGGAGAACUUCAAGGUUGAGCGAGCCCACCAGGUGGCGAUGGUAUUGGACCCUCAGCUCAAGCUACGUUCAGUACCGGCUUACCAGCACGAGGAUAUAAUCUCCCGAGCGUGUGAACUUGCGGCCGAAACCAAGGAUGCUGGCAUAACUGGUGCAGGGGCGUCGUGCGGCGAGGAGCGGGACAAUGACGGCCCGCCCAUGCCCAAAAUAACCCGAGUUGAGGGAGCCGGAAACAACGGUGGCCUUUCGAGGGUAACAUUGCCUGGCAAUGACGGGAGUCAAAGCCAUGUCAGGCAAGAGAUCUUCCAGUACCUGGCGGAGCCUCUCCUCCAAGGCACCACAGAUCUCUUCCACUAUUGGAGCUCAACUCUGGGUAACAAGUUCCCCAGGCUGGCCCGCCUUGCUCUGUGGCUCCUGGCUGUGCCCGCGGUGGGCAUACGAAGCGAAUGCGUAACUGUGUGCGAGCAGAGCCUGGCCAUGAAGAGGAGGCAGCAGGUAACCGCUGAAGAAAUGAACAAACUAAUUUUCCUUCGCUCCAACAUGGGCUAACAGACCAAACGUUCUCCUCCCAUCAGAGACUUACCUAUAUAGGCUUAGACCGAGUGUAAACCUUAAAUGUGUAUGGACAGACGAAAAAAGAUGUUUUUAGGUUGCAAGCACUUGGAACAAUAAGGCUUAUCACAUACUGUAUUGGGGACACAAUGACAUGGAGAUGUUCAGUGCUUUCGGAUUGGAACUAUAAGUGUUUGAGUUUUGGGCAAGCUUCUUUGGUCUGGCCUGAAGGCUCAACUGCAUUAAUGACUACAUGCUGUUAGACUUAGGAGACGGCAGGUAAGGUCAGUAUGAGCGAGGUUGGUGGCAUAAAUACUUUAGCUUUCGCAGUUGAUGCCAGGAUCAUUUUCUCACAAACGGUUCAUAAAUUUCACUGCCUUUUGCACCUCUUAAGUCUCACUACCAAAUUUGUGGCAAUGGCACAGAGAUUGGAAUUAUAUUUUUUUUUUGUUAUUACAGCAGCCUCCCCUAAAACUGCUAAACCAAUCACCUUUUCAAUAAGGUGAACUAUAUUAAACCUUGAUUACAGUCUUAUACUUUUCUAAUACGCUAACACCGUCCGCUGGUUCUUUUCUUUGGCUGGAUUUACAUGGCAGGCCUAAGUGGCCAGUUCCGAUUUAACUUUUUUUUUUUCUUCUAAAUGUCCAUUUACAGUGCAUCUACAUUUCAAGUGACAAGCUGUAUAGUUGUGUUUACCCUGACGGAGCACAUGAAACAACCCUUCUGCACAGACCAAAUUCCUCAUAAAUAACUAUACAAGCAUCAUCAACACUAGGCAGUGACAACAUGAAAGAAAACAAUGUAUAGAUAAUAAAACUAUUAAACGUUACAAUUAAAGUUGGGUAGCCUCAGCAGUAUUUCACUGGCUGUCCUCUGCAAUUAUUUUUCAAUCAUACACACACAUUUGGGUGUGUGUAUGUCACCAUCAGUGUAUAUGGAUGAUGUCGAGCUUGUAUCGAUGAGUGUCUAGACUAGACUAGACUGUCCUUUACAUAUCGGAUUUUUAUCCACAUUUUAAAAGAGGCCUGAUUUUCAUCUGAAGCUAUCCGAUUCCUUGCAUAUUAUUUUUUUUUUUACCCAUUUACACUUCAAUGACACAGGCCCACAUUGUAGCACUGGACAGCAAGAAAUUGGAAUCGUAUCACUUAAAUCAUGCGGUGUAAAUCCAGCCUUUGUCUCAUGCUGCUACAUGUGCUGCCGCAGUGCUUGGCUCGAAGGCACGUGUGACAACUCUGAUCAGACUUUUGGGGUUUUCGCGAUUAUUGUGGUAACAAUUGGCGUCAUACUUUGGGUACAGCCAAGGUUGUAAUUAAUAUAUUUAAAUCACAAGGCUGUUUUAGCUAACCUUCUGAAGAGAAACAUGCUGACCUGCUGUCGAUUAUUUUUUUUUUUAAUUAUUUUGUUUUUCAACUGUUAUUUACAGGCAAACAGCAGUAAUUUGAGUAGCCUUCGUGCUGGUAAACAUUGCUUAUAGGAACCUUUUUUGUUGUUCUUUUUAAUCACUAUAGUUUAGUCUUCCUUAAGUGGGGCUUAAUGUGUUGAUUUCUUAAGGCAAUAAGCAACAUGAUUAUUCGGGCAAACAUAACAGAAUCUACUAAAACCGACUGUUGGCAGACACACUGCUCCCACUGUCAAUCACUCUCUCUUUUUGUGGAAAUCAAAACAAAUCUCUCACAGAAACGAUUGAGCCUGCCAUUUCCUUCACCAUGCUUUGACCUCCAUAACGAGGUACAUGCGUACGCUCUCAAAAAUACAGCUUGUAGUGUCAUUUGAAAGAAACACAUUGUAUCAUGAGACAGAUGCACUAGCAUAGCCACUAGGGAUGGGAAUCAAAACCAGUAAUUCAAUUCCUAGGAAUCGUUUGUUUGCUGUCCUGGUGAUUCCGCUUAUGGAUUCCUCUUGCGCUACAAAUGAAUCAUGACGUCACACGUAUUUUGGUUCUAAACUUUUCCAACAUGGCAUCAAGGCAAAAGCACUCUAAAGUUCGGCUAUAGUUCACGCAAUAAAGAUGAUACUUGGGGGCUUGCAACACUUUAACAAAGCUUUAAUUUCGUCAAGGAGGGGAAAUACAUGCAAUAUUCAGCAGAAACAUAUUUUGUUCUGACAUUGAUAUCAUUUGUAUUUCAUUCCCUUUCCUAAUGAGAAUCUUAAAUUGAUAAGGAAAUAUUGAUAAUGGAAUCGGAAUCCCUAAAUUCUAAUCAUUUCCCAUCCUUAACGGCCGCAGAGUUCCACUCUAAUGAAGUCGUUCUUUUAUUUUUUUGGGGCGGGCUAAUACCUCCUUAAAAUGCCUUAGAUGAAUGGAAGUUUUCUGUGGUCUCUGGUAUUGGGUUAUUUCCGCCCUACAUUUGGGGCUUAUCGCUUACCUUUUGUCAACAAAAAAUGCCUUUGUUGCUAAUUCAUUGCCUUUUCUGCAACAUCCCAGUGAUAUUUAUUUUUUAUUUUAUUUUUUUGCUGCUUCUCAAUAUGAGCAUGCCCAUGGUGCUUUGUUCUAUAAUAAGAUAAGGGUAUGAUCUGUCUUCAAAUAAUACUAUAUUAGAACAUUCUACAGUAUUUAAACAGUGGAACAAUCUGAAACUAUAAACACCUAGCUUGACUCUCACAAAUGUCAUAGACACCACACUUUUUUUUUUUUUUUUUACUGUUCCUGGUGACUUUUGUCUAAAAGAAUAGCUUAUAGUUUAUUGAAAAUACACACUGAUUUUUAUCAUUUAAUAUUAUAUUUCUUUUCUUUUUAAAAUCAUGUCUGUUUUUGCGAGGCAUUGGAAGUGUAAGCUGAUUUUGUGCGACCAAGAUCUGGGAAUUAUGGAUGGGCAUUUGAGUACAUUUUCUUGAUCAACUUUUAAUUAAUGGGCAAUUAAUGGAUUACCUUAAUGUAAUAUUUAUGGGUAAACAUGUUAAGUUUGUGCAUAUCAUAUUUCUUUAUUUAAUUAAUCUUUUAAUAAUAGUUGUGAACAUCAAAAUUUGAAACAUUUCCCAAGGCAUCUUAUUAGCAUCUUUGUCACAAUACCCCAAGGGCCAAGAAUUACAGAACACUAUACACCCUAUUUCUUGUCUUCCUGAAAUUAGCCCAUUUGGUGGGAAAUGGCAUGACUUGUCUUAUUCAAGAGAGUCAGCCAUCAUCCUGGCCAGUACAUAGGCCAGGCUGAGGGUUAGGCCAAAGGCGAGCCCAGGGCUCGUCAUCUUGAAAACUGGAGCAGAGCCCGACCUUCGCGAUUAGUCUUCACACGGCUGCCUCUCGCCUGCUCUUGUAUGUGCAACAGUAGGCUAAAUCUCUCGAGCGAGUGUGCGCAUUCCCACCAGCUUUUGGCCUCUCGUCCUUUUGAAAACGGAGCCAAGAAUGUGGAGAAAGGGAAGGAAAGAAAGCCAGCGCUCGUAGAGAAAACAUCCUUUUAACUCAUUGAGGCAGUUCAUAUGCUACACCGUGUAGUGCAUGAACACUUUCCGGCAAUUGCUUGAAAGUGGCUCUGGAUCUUUGGCCUGCCUUGUUCUCAUGUCAUGGGUUGGGUAGUUAUGUAAAUUAGUUACAGUGUUAUUUAGCAGUGCAGCCAGCUAACAUUUUCAGAACUUGGCAAAUAACUCAAGCUUUACUUGGUGGUUUAAUUUCACACUUGAUGGCUCAGCAGGGCCCCCAGAGACACAUUUGCAUACAAGCAAUUUAAAAAGUAAAUUUUUCAUGUUAUGCUAUGUAACAAAUAGCACCAACUAGUUGAGUACAUCACCAGCGUCUCUGCUGGUUGCAGUCAAAUCGUGCACACCGUUUUUCCUCAAUAAACAAUGCUAAGCAAUCAAAGUUCUUAGCCAUCACUUGAUCCUUAUAUGAUUGCCAUUUUAAAUAUAUUUUAAAUGAGGACAGGGAAAAUGUACUUUAUUUUAAAUUAACCAAUUCAAUGGUUUACCUCAAUAUUUAAAAGGUAGUGUUGCUGCUCAUUUUCAAAGAAACAAACAUGGUUUGAAGUUUGUGUUUUUUCUCUGCGCCAGGAAUAAAUGAAGGGAUUUCUAAUAGCGUUUUUAAAGUAUGUAUUUUAAAUAGGAUACGCUCUGGGACAAAAUGCCAUCAGUGGACGUCACGAUGAUCACGUCAACGUAAUUGAACCCGAGAACUAGCGUUGUUUUUUGCUUAAAUGAGAAUUCUAUCUUAAGAUAAUUAUGCAUGCUUUUGAAUAAGAUUUUAUGAGACGGUUUGAAG
This is a messenger RNA of Phycodurus eques (leafy seadragon), 7384 nucleotides long. It is a transcript of the gene znf618, whose product is annotated as zinc finger protein 618. The transcript has 14 exons. Lineage: Eukaryota; Metazoa; Chordata; Actinopteri; Syngnathiformes; Syngnathidae. Gene Ontology annotation, molecular function: protein dimerization activity. Bases 415 to 3195 code for a protein of 926 amino acids. The record is from RefSeq and is a predicted model, not a curated record.